Molecule: messenger RNA, 1620 nt
Organism: Aspergillus ruber CBS 135680
Lineage: Eukaryota; Fungi; Ascomycota; Eurotiomycetes; Eurotiales; Aspergillaceae
Product: tRNA (uracil(54)-C(5))-methyltransferase
Exons: 1
Coding region: 1-1620 (539 amino acids)
Biological process (GO): tRNA processing
Molecular function (GO): tRNA (uracil(54)-C5)-methyltransferase activity, S-adenosyl methionine-dependent
Source: RefSeq, a predicted model, not a curated record
AUGCAGCAGAACAACACUCCCAGACCGGCCAACGGCGAUGCCAAGCGUCGGAGAAAGGCCAAGGAUGAGGGCAGCGGCAAGCCUAAUGGAUUCGACGAUGUUAUGCAGAUUGACAUCGACCGGUUGAUCCGCCAGAAUCAGCAAGAAGCCAACGGCGAGACCCAGCCCGAGCAAGUUGUGCUCCCAGAACGGUUUAGCGAGAUCGAAGUGGAUAUCUCCGAGUUGUCAUCAACGGGUGAUGGUUUGGGCUUGUCGCAAGACGGGAGACAUGUCUAUGUGGUUCCGUUCACUGUGCCGGGAGAUAAGGCUUUGGUGAAGGUUGUGCGGCAUCAUCCACCUUUGAACUAUAGCAUGACGGACUUCGUCAAGGUGCUGAGCCCUGGACCGCAGCGAAACGAUGCAGGGAUUGGAUGUAAAUACUUUGGUCAGUGUUCAGGGUGUCAGUUGCAGAUGCUGUCUUACGAUGACCAAUUGGCCCAUAAGAAGCGCAUCGUGGAGAAGGCCUACGCCAAUUUCUCGGGGUUGAUCCCGGAAAUGAUUCCAGCUGUUGACGAGACGUUCGGUUCUCCUUUGCAGUAUGGGUACCGUACAAAGUUGACGCCGCAUUUCCUGGCUCCCGGUGGCGGAAGAAGGAGGAGGGCUCCCCGUGACCAAGCAGAGCCAGUGGAGGUUCCACCCAUUGGAUAUACGUUCAAGAACAGAAAAAUGGACAUGGAUAUCGAGGAUUGCCCGCUGGGUACCGAUAUUGUUCGACGUGGCCUUAAGACGGAACGCAAGCGCGUGGCGGACAAUAUCCAGAAAUACACCAAGGGUGCUACACUCUUGAUGCGCGAAUCCACUACUCGAAUCCCCAAAGACCGCGCUGAUAACGCACCGGUGGAGGAGUACGUUGAAGCCCAGCUCGACGCAAAGGGCCGCACUGCAGAGUCUGGGGACGUCAUCCGCGUCGGAAAAGAGAACUACAUUCAAGAGAAGCGCUGCAUUACAGACCACAACGCCACCUCGAUCGAGUACAUCGACGACUACAUCUUCACCAACAAGGCCGGUGCCUUCUUCCAGAACAACAACUCUAUCCUUUCCGGCUUUACCGAAUACAUCCGCCAACACGCCCUCCCUCCCAGCAACGACCAAGACCCCAAGCCCAUCAAAUACCUCCUGGACGCUUACUCCGGCUCUGGUCUCUUCACCAUCACCCUCUCCCCAUUAUUCAAGUCGAGUCUCGGUGUUGACGUCGAUCCCCACUCCAUUGCCUCUGCCCGCGACAACGCCCGUGACAACAACCUUCCCAACACCGGCUUCGCCGCCAACGACGCAGCCACCCUCUUCAAGGACGUGCCCUACCCACCCGACCAAACUCUCCUCGUCAUAGAUCCUCCGCGGAAAGGAUGUAGCGAGGAUUUCCUCAAGCAACUUCUACAAUUUGGACCCCGUCGUGUCGUUUACGUUAGUUGCAAUGUGCACACGCAGGCACGUGACGUUGCUGUCAUGGUUAAUGGAGAUGCGAACUUGAAUAUCCGGUAUGAUAUUGAGAGUAUUCGGGGAUUCGAUUUCUUCCCACAGACGGGACAUGUUGAAGGUGUUGCUAUUUUGAAUAGGGCUCAGAUUAACAAGGAUGUUUGA